Papilio polytes (common Mormon) is the source of this 3386-nucleotide messenger RNA. Its product is annotated as mitogen-activated protein kinase kinase kinase 12-like. The record is from RefSeq and is a predicted model, not a curated record. Gene Ontology annotation, biological process: protein phosphorylation. The coding region runs from base 171 to 1736 and encodes 521 amino acids. Lineage: Eukaryota; Metazoa; Arthropoda; Insecta; Lepidoptera; Papilionidae. Gene Ontology annotation, molecular function: ATP binding; JUN kinase kinase kinase activity. The transcript is spliced from 7 exons.
AUUUUAAUAUUCUUCAAUUUCGAUCGAAGGAGAACGCAGUUCGCUUCGCAGCUUUUAGUUUUGCAGUUUCUUACCUAUUAGUGGUUCAUGAUUUAUUUUCAUCAGUGGUGGCGAUCAACAGGCGUUUGCGGAUAUUAUCAUAAGAAAACCGAAGCUCAAGUGUUUGCAAGAUGGAGGAAGAUAUGGUAGAUCAUAGUACAGUUCGCAUUGUUAUUAAAGACGAAGAUUCAGUCCUUGAAAGGUCAGCCAUUGCAAAUAUACAAGAUCCGGGCUGGUCUGAAAAAAUGAUGCGCUGCAUAUAUAACUUAACUUCGUACUUCCGGAAGCCGGAUCUAAAAUGUGAAGACGAGGAAAUUUGGGAGGUUCCUUAUGAAUCAAUUACUGAUCAUGUAUACAUUGGGUCUGGAGCUCAAGGAGUGGUAUACAGGGGCAUAUUGCGAGGAGAGAUAGUGGCCGUCAAAAAACUUACAAGAAAGUCGGAGACAGAUAUAAAGCAUUUAAGAAAAUUAAACCAUGAGAAUAUUGUCCGAUUCCGUGGCGUGUGCAGCGAGCCACCAUAUUGCAUUAUAAUGGAGUAUUGCCAGUAUGGUCGUCUAUUUGAGUUUUUGCAUAGUGGUGUUAGCUUCACUCCAAGCCAGAUUCUCAAGUGGGGCAAGGAAAUUGCUCAUGGGAUGAGCUAUCUUCACAGCCACAAGAUUAUACACCGUGACUUAAAAAGUCCCAACCUUCUGAUUGCAGAUAAUUUAGUGGUGAAAGUCAGUGAUUUUGGCACAAGCCGAGAAUGGAAUGAUGUUAGUGAGAUAAUGAGUUUCACUGGUACUGUGGCUUGGAUGGCACCGGAAGUGAUACGCCAUGAGCCAUGUUCUGAGCGGGUUGAUGUGUGGUCAUAUGGUGUGGUGUUGUGGGAGUUGCUAACUCAGGAGAUUCCUUACAAGAGUCUUGAGACUCAUGCCGUGAUGUGGGGAGUCGGCACGGAUACUAUUUCACUCCACAUUCCAUCCACUUGCCCGGAUAGUCUCCAAUUGUUGCUGAACCAGUGUUGGAAUCGCGUACCGCGUAACAGGCCACCCUUCAAGAUCAUUUUAGCGCAUUUGGAUGUCGCUGGGGAUGAACUGAAUGCAAUGUGUUUGGAUCGCUUCAGCGAAAUCCAAAAUGGUUGGCGGCAGGAAGUGCAUUACAGCAUGGAGAAAAUGUAUUCUAGACCUGAGCAGUCACAGGCACAGGAUACGAUCCAACGUCGCGAAGAAGAGAAGCGAGCUCGUCGAAUGUACGAGAAACAAUUGACGCGCGCUAAUGAGCUUUACAUGGAGGUUUGCUCCGUGCGCCUCCAGCUGGAACAACGGGAGAAGGAUGUCGCUGAGCGCGAGAAAGCUUUGAAGAACUGCCAUUGCAAGACACGCAAGUUUAAGCAGUACAAUCGCCAGACAUCUACGUCAUCUGAUGGAGUGAAGGUCCCAUCACCUUGCAAUCAGCCUAACAAUGAGAAUCUGCGCCGUCGUAAGAAGAAGCAGCCGGAGCAGAACCCUCACGCCCAGGUGCUGGUGAGCCUCGUCAACUCGGAGACUGUCACCACUGCUAUCAUCGAUGACGACAUCAACUGCGAGUGUGAUAAUGUCAUCGACAACAACAACAUGGAAACAAUACUGCCAAUGAAGGACUCCUUCAUUGAAGCCAACGGCAAUGAAAUCAAAGAUAUCUCCUGCAACAUUCAUUUCAAUAAACUCUCCUUACUGUAAAUAUUCACUUUCGAAGUCUUAAUAUUCCAAUCAGGUCUAUGUGGCAUAGCAUUUCUCAAUUUUGCAUGUCAUGAUAAUUAACUAUGUAAAACAGUAUUAGUGUAGAUGCAUUUUCAAAGUAAAUUACUCUCAAUGGCAUUUAAUGUGUUGGUAUCCCGUUUUGAUUGUUUUUUUUUUAAAGAAUUUUUGUGGAUUUAUACUUUCUUUAAGCAAGUGGUUACGCUGGCCUAAAACUAUAUCUGAUUAAUUCAGUAUUAUUUGUUGUUAUAUUCUUUUACUUUUAUAGGUUUAUAUAAUUUAUUUUUGUUGGUAAUAUUCAGGUUGUUGAUGAGAAGAAUGUAUGAUGGAUAAAAGAAAUUUAAUUCAAAAAUGAGUGACAUUUUCAUGACACUUUUGUAGUUUUUGGGAUCAAUUUUAUAUUGCUAUUAAAAAAAAUAAAGGCAUUACUGCCAUGGUUAUUUGAUUCAUUUUUUGUGUUAACUGGAUCUUUUCUAAUUAUUGUAAAAAAAAAUAUUUUUUUACUGGUGGAUUUGGGAGCAAAAAUUGUUACACGAGGGAUUAAUAGAUUUUUUUUUUAGUAAACUGGAGGACAUGGUAUUAGAGUACUUUGUUGUGACAAUUUUUGUUUUGAGUAUUGGAUGUGUGGAUUUGUAAGGUUUAAGUAUUAUUUCCAGUUUACAGACAACCGUAAAAUAUCUUUAGUGUUAAUUUUUUACACAGUGUUUUAUACAUUUUUUACUUUUAUUAAAUUAAAUUAUGUCAUUCCUAACUAUUCUGUCUGAAAUGCAAAUUGAUUAUAAAAUAGUUCAUAUAACGAUAAUAUGUAGGUGUGUUUUAAAUGUUAGUAAUAUAUGAAAAUAUUAAUUCUUGAUGUUUAUUGAUAAGAAAAAAAAGCAUUUUCCUGACUUAAAAUCUGACUAUUGUUAUCUUUCCAAAGAUAUGCUUAAAACUGUAUUCUGUAGCUUCUAUGAUGUACCGGCAGCAUAGUUAGUAGCGGCAAUGAUGAUACGACUUAUCUUUAUUUAUAACUUUGUUGGUUCUUUCCCGUUGGACCGAUGGACCAUUGGCCUUUGUUCCGUAGGCCGAUCGACUCAACGGGAAACACCUUUAGACUAAAAAUAAUAGACUGUAUCUAGUCUGAACUUUUGAUGAAUCUUUACUGUUUAUGAUAUUCUUCGUAGCAAUUAAAUGUAUUUAAAUGGAAUAUUUUUGAUCUUAAUGUUAAAUUAGACGAAAGAAAUAGUAUAAGCACAGCAUUGAUGAUAUUCUAUAAAGUAUAACAUUUAGUGUAGUUUUAGUUUAGUAGAAAUAAUAUGACAUGAAUUUUAGACUUACAUUACUCUCAUAGAAUAGACCCUUAGGUAAGUUUUAGCAAUUGCAGUGAUUUAAUGAUUUUGCUGUAGGAAAAAUAACUCUAUGGCUUUAGAGGCUUUUUAUUGAUUGUAUCAAAAUAAUGUACAUUCCAAAACCUUUACAAUUUCCAAGCGCAGUGUUUUAUUUAAGUGUCUAUGCUCAAUUUUCUCUCGUCACUUGAAUAUAAUAUCUAGUCUACCUAUAUUUUGUCUAGUCAUAAAUUAGUCUAAUUUAAAUAUUUUCUGUAGUUCUAGGAAAUGUAGAUUCAAUUUAUGAAAUAAAGAACUCAUUCGUGAA